This is a messenger RNA of Symsagittifera roscoffensis, 2001 nucleotides long. RefSeq lists its product as uncharacterized. NCBI's taxonomy places the organism in Eukaryota, Metazoa, Xenacoelomorpha, Acoela, Convolutidae. The transcript has 5 exons. The annotation marks the transcript as partial. The record is from RefSeq and is a predicted model, not a curated record.
AUGCUGCAAAGGGAAAAUAUUCAAUUUGCACACGCUGAAAGGGAUGGAAGGUUCCAGCAAAAACAGAACGCCGCAUUUCGUCGAGAGAGAAAUGGACAACUUGAAACUGAUGUUCCAUUUAAAAAUGAGGAGGAUGGUUAUUUGGAAUAUGACUAUAGUUCACCAAAUUUGAACCAAAGUCACGAAAUUCAAGCUGAACGAGCUCAAGGUCAUAAUGUCCAACAAGUUUCAAACUUCAAAGCAGAACAGAAUGUUCAACAAUCUGCGUUUCAGCAAAGUAGCCAUGCGCAAGAAUUCCAACAGCAAACUCAACGACGUCAACAUCAUCAGCAAACAUUUCAACAAGCAUCGUCAAAUCCGAGAUACCGAUUUGAACAAAACCGUCGACAAGAUUUGGGACCCCAAGAUUUUGACAGAGCUCCCCCAAUAAAGGAGAAAACUAUUCCUGAAGUCUCACCUGAAAUCAGCGAAGCUUUCAAUCAUAUUGACGACAAGCCGGACCAGGAAACAAUGUGCGGUGGAAGGAGGGAUCCGGGCAUCGAAGAUGAUUAUGAUGACAAACCAGAAAUCAUAGACAGAGAUGGACACCCAGCAGACCAAGAAGAAAAAGUUCCUCCGGAACAACAACAAGAAGAAGCAAUUUCGAAGCCAAACGAAGGAGAGAUUGCAGUUCCUAGCAAGGAAGAGCGAAAAAAUCAAUCCAGUGGGCUUGAACUGGCGAAUAUCAAGGAUACCAAAUAUGUCAUCACGAAAUCAGAGGAACGGAAGAUCAAAGGGUCAGUGGAGUCAUUUGAGAGGAAGAAAGCCAAAGUAGCCCAACUGUUUGAGGCUGUGAAGCACAGUGUAGAGAAUGCAGGGCAGAUGGCUUUCAAAUACACACAACAGAAGGAGGAGAGGAUCAAUGAAGUGUCAAUGAAACGCCGAGGGAAACUGUUCCGCAACCAGAACGACAUGAUCAAGUUGCUGCCGGAGAGCAAUCAGUUAUGGAUUCAGGGUUCGAGUCAUGCCAAAAAUGGAGAAAAUGAUAAUUUUGAGCACAUUGAGAGUGAUUUUCAAACUGGUCAAAAUGAUCUUGAAAAUGAACAAAUGCUGCAAAGGGAAAAUAUUCAAUUUGCACACGCUGAAAGGGAUGGAAGGUUCCAGCAAAAACAGAACGCCGCAUUUCGUCGAGAGAGAAAUGGACAACUUGAAACUGAUGUUCCAUUUAAAAAUGAGGAGGAUGGUUAUUUGGAAUAUGACUAUAGUUCACCAAAUUUGAACCAAAGUCACGAAAUUCAAGCUGAACGAGCUCAAGGUCAUAAUGUCCAACAAGUUUCAAACUUCAAAGCAGAACAGAAUGUUCAACAAUCUGCGUUUCAGCAAAGUAGCCAUGCGCAAGAAUUCCAACAGCAAACUCAACGACGUCAACAUCAUCAGCAAACAUUUCAACAAGCAUCGUCAAAUCCGAGAUACCGAUUUGAACAAAACCGUCGACAAGAUUUGGGACCCCAAGAUUUUGACAGAGCUCCCCCAAUAAAGGAGAAAACUAUUCCUGAAGUCUCACCUGAAAUCAGCGAAGCUUUCAAUCAUAUUGACGACAAGCCGGACCAGGAAACAAUGUGCGGUGGAAGGAGGGAUCCGGGCAUCGAAGAUGAUUAUGAUGACAAACCAGAAAUCAUAGACAGAGAUGGACACCCAGCAGACCAAGAAGAAAAAGUUCCUCCGGAACAACAACAAGAAGAAGCAAUUUCGAAGCCAAACGAAGGAGAGAUUGCAGUUCCUAGCAAGGAAGAGCGAAAAAAUCAAUCCAGUGGGCUUGAACUGGCGAAUAUCAAGGAUACCAAAUAUGUCAUCACGAAAUCAGAGGAACGGAAGAUCAAAGGGUCAGUGGAGUCAUUUGAGAGGAAGAAAGCCAAAGUAGCCCAACUGUUUGAGGCUGUGAAGCACAGUGUAGAGAAUGCAGGGCAGAUGGCUUUCAAAUACACACAACAGAAGGAGGAGAGGAUCAAUGAAGUGUCAAUG